GAGCGACGCGGCGGUGAGCCGCAGGCGGACCGGCAGGCGCGCGCUGAUUGGCGGCGCAGUCCGGCGCGCGGGCUACGGCAGCCGGCAGGGGGCGGCGGCGGCCUUUGGCCUUGAGUCCGGAGGCGGGGCCCCGGGUCUCGGGAGCGGCGAGCUGGGCGGUCUACGACCCAGGGUGCGGGCUGAGACCAUGGGCGACCGCGGCGGCACGGGCGGCUCCCGGCGCCGGAGGACGGGGUCGCGGCCCUCGAGCCAGGGCGGCGGCGGCCCCGCGGCGGCAGAAGAAGAGGUGCGAGACGUGGGCGCUGGAGGGGAUGCGCCGGCCCCGGACAAGGACGGAGGCGCCGCCGUGGGCAGCGGCCCCUGGGAUCUGAGGUGCCACCGCUUGCAGGACUCUUUGUUCAGCUCGGACAGCGGCUUCAGCAACUACCGUGGCAUCCUGAAUUGGUGUGUGGUGAUGCUGAUCUUGAGCAAUGCACGGUUAUUUUUAGAGAACCUCAUCAAGUACGGUAUCCUGGUGGACCCCAUCCAGGUGGUGUCUCUGUUCCUCAAGGACCCCUACAGCUGGCCCGCCCUGUGCUUGGUCAUCGUGGCCAACGUUUUUGCUGUGGCUGCGUUCCAGGUGGAGAAGCGUCUGGCAGUGGGCGCCCUGACGGAGCAGGCAGGGCUGCUGUUGCACGUGCUCAACCUGGCCACCGUUCUCUGCUUCCCAGCGGCCGUAGCCUUCCUGCAGGAGUCCAUCACUCCAGUGGGCUCCGUGCUGGCUCUGAUGGUAUACACCAUCCUCUUCCUCAAGCUCUUCUCCUACCGGGAUGUCAACCUGUGGUGCCGAGAGCGCAGGGCUAGGGUCAAGACCAAGCCUGCUUCCGCAGGUAAGAAGGCCAACGGUGGGGUGGCCCAGCGCGCUGGCACAGUGAGCUACCCAGACAACCUGACCUACCGUGAUCUCUACUACUUCCUCUUUGCUCCUACACUGUGUUAUGAGCUCAACUUUCCCCGCUCCCCCCGCAUCCGAAAGCGCUUCCUGCUGCGGCGGCUCCUUGAGAUGCUGUUCUUCACCCAGCUCCAGGUGGGGCUGAUCCAGCAGUGGAUGGUUCCCACCAUCCAGAACUCCAUGAAGCCCUUCAAGGACAUGGACUACUCGCGCAUCAUUGAGCGCCUCCUGAAGCUGGCGGUCCCCAACCACCUCAUCUGGCUCAUCUUCUUCUACUGGCUCUUCCACUCCUGCCUGAACGCUGUGGCCGAGCUCAUGCAGUUUGGGGACCGCGAGUUCUACCGGGACUGGUGGAACUCUGAGUCUGUUACCUACUUUUGGCAGAACUGGAAUAUUCCUGUGCACAAGUGGUGCAUCAGGCACUUCUACAAGCCCAUGCUCCGGCGUGGCAGCAGCAAGUGGGUGGCCAAGAUUGGGGUGUUCCUGACCUCCGCCUUCUUCCACGAGUACCUGGUGAGCAUCCCUCUGCGCAUGUUCCGCCUCUGGGCCUUCACAGGCAUGAUGGCUCAGAUCCCACUGGCCUGGAUAGUGAGCCGUUUCUUCCGGGGCAACUAUGGCAACGCCGCCGUGUGGCUGACGCUCAUCAUUGGCCAGCCGGUAGCAGUGCUCAUGUACGUCCACGACUACUACGUCCUGCACCACGAGGCCGUGGCAGCGGGGCCCUGACCAGCUCAGGCCCGCCCACUAAGCAACGCGCAGCCUGGUCCCACGGAGGGGGCUGGCUGCCCACAGCCUCCUCCGGUCUCGUCCCGGGGAGGCCUCUCUGCCCCUAUGGGGCUCCCUCCUGCCCCCUUGGCGAUGGCAGACCAGGCACAGGCCAGCGCCCUUGGAACUUGCUGUUCCUUCUAAGGAUCCAAGGAUGUCAAUAAAGUACUGUCCAGAGAGA
Rhinolophus ferrumequinum (greater horseshoe bat) is the source of this 1877-nucleotide messenger RNA. It is a transcript of the gene DGAT1, whose product is annotated as diacylglycerol O-acyltransferase 1. Gene Ontology annotation, cellular component: endoplasmic reticulum membrane. The coding region runs from base 188 to 1657 and encodes 489 amino acids. Gene Ontology annotation, biological process: triglyceride biosynthetic process. Lineage: Eukaryota; Metazoa; Chordata; Mammalia; Chiroptera; Rhinolophidae. The record is from RefSeq and is a predicted model, not a curated record. Gene Ontology annotation, molecular function: diacylglycerol O-acyltransferase activity. The transcript has 17 exons.